GGCACUGAGAUGAGGGCCCUGCAUGGUUAAACAAUAAUCGCUUUAUUUUCCUGCUGAAAUAAAUAUACAUGCAUGUAUGCAAGCAAGGCGGAGCUGGAAUUGGCUAGCAGCCUCAUUGCAGAUCCAGGUAGCAUCUACUGACAGCUCUGGGUCAUGUGAUGGCUGUUAGGGUGGCUUUUCCACUCCCAGGCUGAGCUUGUCAGCGAGGGGGUUGGUCCCCAGCAUCUUGCAGCUUCCAAGAAUGUAAGAAAUGAGUAGAGAGGAAAGGACGGGGGGGUGUGUGUUCUGCUUUGUUGCCUUUCUCCCAGCACUCACUCUGCCUUUCUGACCCACCCCAGACUGGAGAGGCGCGGGAUUGUCACCCCCGCCAGCAAAGAGCCUUAUCACGAGGCUCUGCCUGUCUUGGUUUCCCUAAAGGAGGAGAAGAGAUUAAAUGGACCUUUGCGGUCAGCCUUGGCUGCUGAGGGGCACUUAGCCUGCUGAUGAGUGAGAUUGGGCUUCUGCAGGCACACUCUCCAGGAGGAGACAAAGGAGGUGGGGUACAAUACAAUCAUGUUUGCUGUAGCCCACGUUCUGAAGCCACCCACAGGAUGGAAAGGCAGGCUGUCCAUCCUGAAAAUACAGAGCAGCAUCUGCCUGUGAAUGGCCAGAUUCUCCUUCAGGGCUUUCCGGGUUUUCUGUCUCAGGAAUCCCCUGCACCGCUGACUUUUUUCCCCCCCUCUUGUUUGGGGGAAUCCUGGCUCCCGAAAGAAGCUUCCUUCUGCAUCUGUGGGGCUGCCUCUUUUUUUCUUUUUCUGCUACAGCGUGGAAACCCGCUUGUGUUUUCGUUAAAUUCAGACUUCUCAAGCUGUCACCUGACAGUCUUGUGGUUCUGGAUGAAUGUGGAUCAUUUCUAUUAUUAACCUGAUUUGGCAGCUGGUCUUAAUAACAAGAGUUGCAGAAAUUCUGAAAAGUGGAACCCGCUUGAGGGACAGAGAUGCUUUCCAGCUGGCCUUUGCCGGAGUUUAAUCCAAGUCAGAUCCGACUAAUCGUAUACCAGGACUGUGAAAGAAGAGGGCGAAAUGUUUUAUUUGAUUCCAAUGCCAAGAGAAGAACUGAAGAUGUGUCAAUCUCGAAACUCUGCAGUGAUGCACCAGUGAAAGUGUUUGGAAAAUGUUGCCAGCUCAAACCUGGAGGAGAUAGUUCAUCUUCUUUGGACAGUUCAAUCAAUUCCUCUUCUUCUUCUACUGAAACAAAAGAACAUUGUCCAAAAUUUCAGGGUUCUCGAUGUUCUUCAGAUGCCAACAUGCUUGGGGAGAUGAUGUUUGGUUCUGUGGCUAUGAGCUACAAGGGUUCAACUUUAAAAAUCCACCAGAUUCGCUCUCCUCCACAGCUUAUGCUGAGCAAAGUUUUUACAGCUCGAACAGGAAGCAGUAUUUAUGGAAGUUUAAACACGCUUCAAGACAGUCUUGAGUUUAUUAAUCAAGAUAAUAAUACUUUGAAGCCGGAUCAUACCACAGUUAUGAAUGGACUGCUUAUGAACAUAGGUUUCUCACAGCUUUGCAGCCCUAGGCGGGCAUUCUCUGAACAAGGUCCGCUCCGCCUGAUCCGGAGCGCCUCUUUCUUUGCAGUUCACAGCAACCCUAUGGACAUGCCUGGCAGAGAGCUGAAUGAAGACAGAGACAGUGGAAUUGCAAGAUCAGCAUCUCUUAGCAGCCUGCUUAUCACUCCUUUUCCAUCUCCGGGUUCUUCACUGAACAGAAGCUGUGCUAGCAGUUACCAACGGCGCUGGCGUCGCAGUCAGACGACAAGCUUGGAGAAUGGAGUCUUCCCAAGAUGGUCAGUGGAAGAAAGCUUUAACUUGUCAGACGACAACUCCAGCCCAAAUCCAGGAAUUGUCAGAAAAAAGAAGAUAGCAAUUGGGGUGAUAUUCUCACUUUCAAAGGAUGAAGAAGAAAAUAGCAAAUUUAAUGAGUUCUUUUUCUCACACUUUCCUCUUUUUGAGAGCCACAUGAAUAAGCUGAAGAGUGCAAUAGAACAGGCUAUGAAAACAAGCCGUCGGUCAGCUGAUGCCAGCCAACGGAGUUUGGCAUAUAACAGGAUUGUGGAUGCCUUAAAUGAAUUCAGAACAACAAUUUGCAAUCUCUAUACUAUGCCACGGAUUACAGAACCAGUUUGGCUUACGAUGAUGUCGGGGAUGCCCGAGAAGAACCAACUCUGCCAUCACUUUAUAAAGGAAUUUACUUUCCUAAUGGAACAAGCUUCCAGGAACCAAUUUUUACCUGCUCUUCUAACUGCAGUUUUGACAAACCAUCUGGCCUGGGUUCCAACUGUCAUGCCAAAUGGCCAGCCACCAAUUCGAAUAUUUCUAGAGAAGCAUUCCUCACAGACAGUGGACAUGUUGGCGAAGAGUCACCCAUACAAUCCACUGUGGGCACAAUUAGGAGAUCUGUAUGGAGCCAUUGGAUCACCUGUGAGACUAUCAAAAACAGUUGUGGUUGGCAAAAGGCAAGAUCUUGUGCAACGUUUACUUUAUUUCCUUACUUAUUUCAUAAGAUGCUCGGAGUUGCAAGAGACUCAUCUUUUGGAAAAUGGUGAGGAUGAAGCCAUAGUAAUGCCUGGUACAGUCAUCACCACAACACUAGCAAAAGGGGAGGUGGAGGAAUCUGAAUAUGUGCUCGUCACAAUGCACAAGAACAGAAGCAAUCUAUCCUUUCAAGAGUCUGAAGAAGUGAGAACUUCUGACUGCGGUUGUAAAUAUUGCAAAUGCCCUGUUAAUCCUAAUCAAAAAGCAGAUACUAUUUCAGGACUGGAGAAAGAAGAUUCACAGAAUGGCCUAAAGAUGGAUAAAGCUGCUUCAUGUGAAAGCAGUUUGGAGCCUUCUAUUCUUCAAGAAAAGUCUGUUGAAGUUAAAUGCAAAGAAGCAUCAAUGCCUUGUACAGGAAUAAAGUUAGAAAGAGUAGUCUUCACAGGAUCAGCAUCUGUGGAAACGUGUGUGUUGCCAGAGUCCAGAUUGGAACCAACUGAUGGAUUAUGGCAGAAUACAGAAUUGAUGGAUUCUGACAAUCAGCCUGUUGAACUGUUGAGAUCAACAAGUACAAUGGUAGAGAAGAAACCGCCUGAUAAAAUGUCAUCUCAUGCAAUUCCUUGUAGUGCGGCUGAAGUUCAAACAAAGGUGACUUUCCUCAUUGGAGACUCUAUGUCCCCUGAUUCAGAUAUUGAGGUGCGAAGUCAAGUGGCUGAAGAACAAAUGUCCAGGCACAGCAGCCAUAUGGAGAUUGAAGAAGGAACAACUGCUGAGCAGAACUGUGAAAAACAAACCCUUGAGGACCAAAAAAGAGAUCAGAAUGUGCCCGAAAAGUUCCCCCAGGUUGCUAUUGAGGUCCAGAAUUGGAAUCCUUACAGAGCGGAAAGUGCAAAUUUGCUUACCGAAUAUUUUACUGAAGAAGGUUCUGUUGCAACCAGGACUAUAGAUGAUAUUCCAGUGGAAACAGCAAGAGACAUUCUAGACUCUAGUAGUAGCUUAGAAUUUCCACCCAAAACUUUGAGUACAAAGAAUAACAAAUCCCCUAGUGAAUUUUGUAAGUUUAUGGAAUCUGUUCGUCAAGAGACUUGUAAAAGCUGUUUUGCAGAGCAGGACCAAAGAGAAAAACUCUCCAUUUUUAUCCCCCAUGGGGAAAGAGAGAACUUAGAAAAAAAAUCUGAUCCAGGUGUGGAUUGGGACAUUCCAAGGAAUGAGAGUUCUGAUAGUGCUCUUGGUGACAGUGAAAGUGAAGAUGCAGCUCAUGAUGCUGCAAGGACAAGCAGCAAUUAUUAUGGGGCAGAACAAGAAGAAUGGACAGAAGAAGAGGACAUACCAUUUCCUGGGUCAAAAUUAAUUGAAGUGAACUCUGUCCAGCCCAGUAUUGCCAAUUUUGGAAGGUCCUUGCUAGGUGGCUACUGUCCAUCUUACGUACCUGACUUUGUUUUGCAAGGACUAGGAAAUGAUGAGAAACUGAGACACUGUUUGAUGUCAGAUUUGUCGCAUGCUGUGCAGCAUCCUGUUCUGGAUGAACCAAUUGCAGAAGCUGUCUGCAUUAUCGCAGAUACGGAUAAAUGGACAGUGCAAGUGGCCAGUAGCCAGAGACGAAUCAUCGACAACAAACUCGGGAAAGAUGUACUAGUCUCUAACCUUGUCUCCAACCUGCUUCAUUCCACUCUUCAACUUUAUAAGCAUAAUUUAUCUCCAAAUUUUUGUAUCAUGCACCUAGAAGAUCGGUUGCAGGAGCUGUAUUUUAAAAGCAAAAUGUUGUCGGAAUAUCUCAAAGGCCAAAUGCGGGUUCAUGUGAAGGAACUGGGAGUAGUACUGGGGAUUGAAUCCAGUGACCUCCCUUUAUUGGCAGCUGUAGCAAGCACCCACUCUCCAUAUGUUGCCCAGAUUCUUCUCUAAAACCCCAAAAGGGCAAAGACAAUAGUUCUAUUUUUAUAAAACGGAAGACAAGGAAACAGACAUGAACUUCCAUUUUCCAGACUCAUUCUUCCUUGCAGGCAAGUGACUCGAACAACCUGCCAGCUUGAUAAUGUGCCUCUGCAAGUGAACACAUAAAUGUACAAACAUGUUCCCCUUCUUUUCCUUGCCUAUUCAUUUAAAAAUCAACCAACCAAUCAAUGGAACAGCGAUUCAGAUUACUAAAGAAGACACUAGAGCUUGGAGUACUGUACGUGGUCUGGAUAAGGAUUGCCAAAAUGACUGUAACUGCAGACUGUUGAAUUACAGGAUCACCAGAAUGAAGAACUCCUUUGUGGCCUCCAAAGUGCUGUUGGCGCUUGUACGAGGGAUUGGAAACAGCUAAUGUUUGAAGCCAAUUAAUAGUAUAUUUACAAUGCAUAAUGACGAAGCUCUCUUUGUAACCAAUUCAACUGCAUUAGAAGUACAACAAAAUGUUUAUUUGAUAAAGGCAGGUAGGAAGUGCAGAAAUUAAUUUGUUAAUGGCAGGUAGGAGUUGGGAAGGUAGUGUGCAAUUCUUUCCAUAGGAGGAGACCUGGGUGUAAUAUUUGUAUGAAUGCUUGAUAUUGAUUGAGAAUGAAUGAAUAAAUAUGAAUAUAUAUAUUCAUAUUCCCCCAUUUGGGUGCAAAAUUGACAUUAUGCUUAUGUUCUGAUGUUCAUACUACUGUUUAAAGAUUACAGAAAACAAAUAUUUGUUUUUUUAUAAAAAAGGAAAUGCUGAACAAAUGUUCUGUAAUACUUCGUUAGUUUUUUAACAAGAAUUUCUUCCCCUUUUGAUCAUGCUUCAUUUGGGAGGCUAUAAAGAAAAACUAGGUGCUGUUAAAACUAUUUUUUAAAAAAGAGGAUGUUGUAAGAGCUUUAUUACAUAUAGGUGUUCCAUUAAUUUCAGUGUAUUUUUCAAAAAAUUCAGAAGAGAAUGAAUUACUGAGAAUUUAUACCUUAGAAAUUAUACAAUUUCUAUAAUAGAGUUAAAACACUGGGGGUAAAAUUCUUUAACUAUCCUGACAAAUUUUAAGCUUUAAAACUCAAUUUGCUUGCACUGUAUUCAUUAUUAGGCUAUUCUGAUGAGAUCACUUUUCUAACCUGUUUAUUAAGAACUGGUUUACAAUCUAAUCAUAUGGAUGUUUGCUUUGAAGUAGGUCCCAGGGAGUUUAAUGGGAUUUACAAAUUCUGUCCAAUUGUGUCCUCUGGCAACCACUCUGUGCCCACUUACAGUCUUUGGGAGAAGACUUGGAAAUAUGGAGUGGGGAUAUAAAAAAGAAAAGGCAAACUAUGCCAUCCCCUUUCAUCAUAUGCUAUUGUUUUGGUCAUGAUUAAGCAAAAGAAUUCUGGUAUGGGACCUGUAAUUUAUAAACAUAUAUAUUGUGAAUCAAUCUGAAGAGCCCUCUAGAGGUCUUACAGCUAGAAUUCUAAGAAUUCUCAGCCAACAUGGAUUUUUGGGAGUUGUAGUUCCAAAAAGAUGUAGUAGUUUUUAAUUUGGGGAUGAUGAUAUUAUUUUGAAUCAUUUUUACUACAUCGAGUUAAAUAAGGGGAAAUGGCAUUAAAAACACUUAAUAUUUUCCCUGUAUCUAGUCAAGCAUCAACAACAUAGCAAAUUGCUUUAUUUUGUGAUAUUUUAAUUCAGUUGAACUCAAAACACAUUUUUUCCUAAUUCAUAUAAACACGAAGCAUUUCAAUUGUUGAGGCUUUUUUUUCUUUUGGUCUAUUUUUGAAGAUUGCUAGACUCUUUCCUCCUUACCUUUGCUAGAAAGCACUGUCAUUUUCACUUAUUUUCAAAUACUUGCUACAAUAGGCAGGAUUAGGGCUAAUAUUACAGAAAAAAAUAUUAAAAAUAAAUAAUUCCAUUUUUAUUUGAAUAAAGUAUAUGAUAAAAUAAUUAAGUCACAAUAAUAUGUGCAGACUAUUCUUCUACAUUACAAAUACUUGUUCCUUGACAGUCAAGGAACAGUUUUAGUAACAUACUUGAAAAGUGAAUAGAAAUCCAUAUAAAACAAUAUUCAAUUUCCAUCAAAGCACACAGAUAAAUGUGGCCUCCCCUUUCACUUACCUGCUACACAUGCCCUAAGCUUUUCAAACAUUUAAAAAUUCUAGCAAGAUUUUUUUCUAAUAUAAAAAUUCUUCCCUACACCUGCACAUUAGCUAAUAGUGUAAGCAUAAAUUAGCAUUCAGUCUGCUGGGCCUUUGCAGUGGUAGACACAAGUGGGUGGGUUUAGCACUUAAUUUUAUAUAUAUAUAAUUUUUUAAAAAACAAACAUAAACAAUACAUUUUUUUCUGAAUAGAGUAUUGACAGAGUAAAAAUUUACAGCUUAUAAGUACUUCCCAAAUAUAAUUGAUAUAUUUCAAUUGGGGUUUUAACUUGUCAGGCCAUUGUUUAUCUUCGGAACAAAUGAAAAGAUAAGAAGCUUUGCAAAUCAGGCUGUCUCCCCAGUAAGCAUAAUAUGAACCCUGAGAGCUCAGGUUGAUUUUAAUACAGAUGUCACUCACUAAUGGCUGCACUAAAUGUUACAAUUAAGUGGACAUGGAUUUGCCUAUUGUACUUAAAAUUAAUUAAGCUUGGGCUGAUCAUUAAUGUAACCCCAGCAAACAGCAAACAUGGACUCAAUUGUUUUCUCAUAUCUUAAUAGAAAGAAAUUGGCGCAAAAAUAAAUAUAUGGUUAGAUUUUUAAGUAAUUCUCAUCAGGUGGCUACAUUAUAAUUGUGCUAAAAUUUAAUUUUUUAAACAAAGGGAUCUAAAAGUCUGCCCAAAAACAGAAGCUACAACUAUGACAGGAAAUAGGGUUUUUCAAUAGUCAAGGACACCUGAUUUAUAAUAUUUUAUAUGGUUCUUCCCAACUGAGAAAUAAUUUGCAUUCCAGUUUGAACAUAAAUCUCUCUCCCACCCCUCACCCCCAUAUAUCUUGCAGACAAUCACCUUGAACAUGUUUAGUAAAGAAACUGCAGGUUUCAAGGAUUUCCACAUUGAAAAAAGUGAUGAAUGUCUUGGAUGUGCUGAUAAAAGUCUGCAGUACUGAAAGCUAUAAUUUUAACUCAAAUGUUAAGUCCCACAGGGAUUUCCACACUGCAGCUUCAUGGCAGAUAUUCUGUGACUACAUUUUUGCAAAAGGAUAAGACAGUUUGUAUAUAAGCUUUUGUUAUCUCCAGUCUAUUUUCUUUCCUCCAUUAUUCUUUUUUUAAAAAUAAUUUUUAUUAAAUAGGGUUUUUUUAAAAACAAAAAAAGAGAAAUUUUUACAAUUUUCUUUUCAAUAUUUUCUUUCUUCCAUUAUUCUGAAGUGAAGGUCAUAAUUAUUCAAAUGGUAGAAGACGAGCAAUCAUCUGCAUAUCUAAAAGUGGUCCUGUGUGAUUCACAUGUACAGCUAGGAUGUAGUAUGCUCUUGCCACAUAUAGAUUGGCCUUUAACAAUUUGUCAUCUGGUUGCCAAAUUAAAGCUAGAGUCCCAAAUGAUAUUCCAUCUUAGUUUUCCUCCUGUGGUAUUGAGAAAUUAUGCUGUUGAUUGCAGCGGUAUUGCCUGGCCUUACAGCUCUCCUGUUCCUUUUAGGACUUCUGUUCUCAGCUGCAGAGGCGUUUGUACAGUACAAAUGGAUUUAACUAGCAUUCUGGUAUGCUAGUUUCAUGUUGUAAAAUACAGGAAAUCUUGUUGGAGCAAAGAAUUUGCUUAUUUGUUCCCUCUCUGUUCCUGCAUUGUGUGACGGCUGCGUAUUUAUUCUGUUAUCUUUCUUGAUGGAGGCUAUUGGUGAUUUGAAGGCAUCCAUUUAUGCGGUUUCCUGGAUGAACUCUAAGCAGGACCUCUAAAUGGAAAGUUUUUCCACUGCAGCAGUGAACUAUAUGUUCACCAGCAAUUUUAAAAGCUUGUAAAUCCAGUGUUUCUCAACCUUGGCAACUUGAAGAUGUCUGGAAUUUAACUCCCAGAAUUCACCAGCCAGUUUGGAAGUUGAAGUCCACACAUCAUCAAGCUAUCGAGGUUGAAAAGCACUGGAUUAACAAGAGACCUUGGUAAUUUUUUCAAGUAAUAAGUGUUACCAUUGAUUAAUUUCUCCAAAAUUAUUAGAUAAUUAAGCAUUAUCCUUCAAUUCCAAGCAUUUGGUUGAACUGGUUUUUUUUUUAAUGAUCUUGUUACUCAUUCUAAUUAUAUAAUGGGAAUAAUUACUGUGCAAAAGGUAUGGCAUGAGAGCAUGCUUUCUUGUGACUGAUAACUUGUAUAUGGUACAUGAAAUAUCAAGGUACUGCAUAGAUUUAUCUGGAUUUUAAUUUUUUUUUCUAAGGGAAGUAUAACAGCGCUGUAGCAUUGACCUCAUAUCAUGCUGUUCAGAACAAUGUAUGUACAAGACUAAUCUUGAUUUUUGCAAUAUUUCUAAUGCCCAUUAAUAUGUCUUAAUUUUAAGGCUGAAAAUAUUUAAGUAUAUUGCACAUAAAUGCUAACAAAUUUAUUUCCACUGUUAACUUGCAAAUGCAAGAUUGUUUAAAAAAACAAAGGGAACGGGGAUUCUGAAACGUGAUUUUUCAAUGUAGCCUUUUAAAAUCUGUUUGAGUUAAAACAGGUUUUUUUUAAAAAAGGGUUUUAAUUGUCUUGUUUUCAGUCUUCUCUAAAUUACGUAAAUGGUGGUAUGUGUUAUAUGCUGGAUAAAAUGUACAUAAUUGUUAUCUUUUGUGUUUUUUGUUAUAUACAUACAUACACACACAUACACAAAUGUACAUACAUAUCUCAAGAUGUGGACUUGUAUUAUAAUAACUGUUCCCAGUUUUAGGGGAACUUUGUGCAAUAAAUACAAGUUUGUCCCUUUAA
Messenger RNA from Ahaetulla prasina, 9246 nucleotides. RefSeq names its product folliculin interacting protein 1 (gene FNIP1). The coding region runs from base 977 to 4408 and encodes 1143 amino acids. Lineage: Eukaryota; Metazoa; Chordata; Lepidosauria; Squamata; Colubridae. Gene Ontology annotation, molecular function: protein-folding chaperone binding; ATPase inhibitor activity. The record is from RefSeq and is a predicted model, not a curated record. The transcript has 18 exons. Gene Ontology annotation, cellular component: cytoplasm.